Messenger RNA from Vanessa atalanta (red admiral), 2556 nucleotides. It is a transcript of the gene vvl, whose product is annotated as silk gland factor 3. Gene Ontology annotation, biological process: regulation of transcription by RNA polymerase II. Gene Ontology annotation, molecular function: RNA polymerase II cis-regulatory region sequence-specific DNA binding; DNA-binding transcription factor activity, RNA polymerase II-specific. The transcript has a single exon. The record is from RefSeq and is a predicted model, not a curated record. NCBI's taxonomy places the organism in Eukaryota, Metazoa, Arthropoda, Insecta, Lepidoptera, Nymphalidae. The coding region runs from base 193 to 1299 and encodes 368 amino acids.
CGCUCCGUGCUGCCGCCGCGCACGCACGCGCAUGUCGCUCGUUGUUGAAUUCGGUGAUGUGAGGUGGCCCCCGCCGCUACCGCAGCGCCGCGCGAUUAACGCGCUUGUUUCGCGAAAAAGUGCGCCAGGUGAAGGCUCGAGAGCCUUCGAGCCGGCAAGACGCCGUCCACCGUGGAUCUGAGGUACGGCGCCAUGGCGGCGACCACGUAUAUGCCGGGAGAGCUGGAUCUCGGCAGCAUCGGCGGGUACCAUGCCGCCUCGCCGCGUAGCGCCGAGCCCGCCGAUAUGAAGUACCAGCACCAUCUACACGCCGGCGGUUCACCGUCUCCGGGUGCGCCCGUGGGUAUAAACCCAUGGGCCUCCCUGCCGCCGGCCGACCCUUGGGCCGUGCACCAGCAUCACGCUCACGCGCACCAGCCCGACAUCAAACCACCUGCAGCUCCGCACGAACAUCGCCACCUGCAAAGCCAUGGCUGGCAUGCGCCAGUUGUUUCUGCGCACUACGGUGCAGGCUCACCGGUGGCGCUGCACGGCGGCUAUCCGGUGCCCAUGCACCAGCACCACAUGUUACGUGAUGUGCAACCCUCGCCUCAUCCACUUCAUCACCAUCACGCACUUGAGCGCGAUCAGCCAGAAGAGGACACGCCCACCAGUGAUGACCUAGAGGCCUUCGCCAAACAGUUCAAGCAGCGUCGUAUAAAACUCGGUUUCACCCAGGCAGAUGUAGGUCUCGCGCUCGGCACACUCUAUGGAAACGUUUUCUCUCAGACAACGAUAUGCCGAUUCGAGGCUUUGCAGCUCAGUUUUAAAAAUAUGUGUAAGUUGAAACCGCUCCUACAAAAGUGGCUUGAAGAGGCAGAUUCGACGACAGGGAGUCCCACAAGUAUCGAUAAAAUAGCCGCGCAGGGUCGUAAGCGAAAGAAGCGCACCUCCAUCGAAGUGUCAGUAAAAGGAGCGCUCGAACAGCACUUCCAUAAGCAACCGAAACCCUCCGCUCAGGAGAUAACAAGCCUCGCAGACAGUUUACAGCUAGAGAAAGAAGUUGUGCGAGUCUGGUUCUGUAACCGCCGGCAAAAGGAAAAGAGGAUGACACCGCCGAAUACACUGGGCGGAGAGAUGCUAGAUGGCAUGGGUCACGGGCAUUAUGGGCACGACGUGCAUGGGUCUCCGCCUCUGCACGCGCACUCGCCCGCUUUGUCACCGCCGCACGGGCAGCACGGUCAGCACGCGCCGCACGCGCCGCACUCCCAGCAUCCGCAACACGGCCUACAGAGCGCGCACACGCUUGCGGCGCACUAACAGUUCGCCCCGUGGGCGCCGCCGCGGCCCUUCUACGCGGAGCCGCACUAGCCGCCCGCGGGACCUGUACAUAGCUGUACAUACACGCCGAAGGGGCGUGCCGCGGUCGUCGCACUGUAUAUAGUUCGCGAAAGCCCAGUUUCAGUUGUUUUUCUCUAAUUGGCGUGCGGCCGCGGAGCCAGUGACCUCGUAGUGUGUGACAAUGCGGAGACAGUUCGCGACAACGAGAAUGGGCGCGCUCGUCGCCAUCGCCGCCGUCGCCGCCGCCGGUGGUAAGUACGAGUGCGCCCGCCGAAGUCCGACAUGCCCGGCGCCCGGCGAGGGUCGCCCCGCGCUACACGUAUACACGAGAGACAAUUUCAUCGAAUUUAUUUAUAGAUAUUAUAAAGUAACGAUGUUCAUAAUGCCUGCCGACAGGUAGGGAUUAGUCGUGGUGUGGAUUAAAUUUUAAACCGUUGCUACUACUGUAAACUUACUAUUAGUGAUGAGGUUGAAAGUGAAGCGUACGAAUCGGGUCGAAGCUUCGUUCAGUGAGGGAAUACGAUUGAGUCAAUAGGUGCAAUUUUUAAUUUAAGUGCCCGACGAAGCGUAGCGGCGCGGCGCGACGGACUCGCGCCAUCGCCCCGCGCCGCUCACCCCGCUCCCGUAAUUUAUUGAAAAUUAAGCAGAUACGAUGCCAAAAUGGUUUUAUUCCUGUUUUUGAUUGUUUUGUUGUUUUUUCGUUUAUAUGUAAUUGUGGCCAAUUUCGGUACUUAAUUCUUGUAUAAAUAGGUAUUUUUUUUAUAUAAAAUAAUGUUACUGCAACGUAUAUAAUGAUAUAUAUUAAAAUGUUCUUUAUAGAAACUGAGAUAUAAUGAUGACUUUUAUUGAGCAUGUCUGUUCGUGUUGGAGGGCCCCAUUAGACAUGUUUAGUUUUAACUUACGAGCUAGCCUGAGUGCAGAGUACUGUGUUGUAAACGAUACGAGUGCGAGUGCCGUCGUACCGAGUGUUGUGUACCGAGUGUCGUGAGCCGAGUGCAGUGCGCGGUGUGCAGCGCUCGCCAGAAUCGAACCAAACCCAAUUUUGUAAAUGUAAUUAAUUCGUUAUUCUCAACGAAGUUGACAAGUUGAUAUGUAUAUAACUGUAUAAACUAUAUUAGGUAAUAACGAACAGACGGCAGUGGUAGUGCAAGCCUCUAGUAGGUAAAUAAUGAAUAAUUAGUCUUAAAAUGUUUUAUAUUAUUAUCUAAGUAUUUAAAUAAACCAGAGUAAAUAUUU